Molecule: messenger RNA, 927 nt
Organism: Adineta steineri
Lineage: Eukaryota; Metazoa; Rotifera; Eurotatoria; Adinetida; Adinetidae
Source: the annotation of a GenBank genome assembly
AUGUCUUCCUCACAAUUGAAAGUAACUUUUCUCGGCCUUGGCUCUAUGGGUAGUGCAAUGGCUAGAAAUAUUCUUAAAAAAGGUUUUCAACUUACUAUAUGGAGUCGUACAAUAUCAAAAGCAGAAGAAUUCGUAAAUGCAGGUGCACGUGUAGAAAAAAGUGCUCGUGAAGCUGUUGCCGAUGCUGAUAUUAUUGUGAGUUGUCUAUUUGAUGAUAAAUCAUGUUUGGAUACUGCUCAAGGUGAAAAUGGUUAUCUAAAAGGAAUAAAGAAAGGGGCAGUACAUGUCAAUACGACUACUAUUGGUCCGAAUAUCGCCAGUCAACUUGAAAAAUUACAUGAAGAACAUGGUGCUUACUAUGUCACAGGAACUGUUCUUGGCCGUCCAGAUGUUGCAAACGCAGGACAAUUACGAAGUUUCUUAGGUGGUAAACAUGAAGCAAUUGAACGUGCUCGACCCGUAGUUGAAACAUAUUCUGGUGGUUCAAUAAUUGUUGUUGGUGAAAAUCCAGCACAUGCAAAUGUAGUAAAACUAUCAGCAAAUAUGGUUCUUGCUGCCAAUAUUUCUCUUUUCGGUCAAGUUUAUGCAUUUAAUGAACGUUGGGGAAUCGAUAAUGAUGUUACUCAUGAAUUACUUAAAAUUUUUUAUUCACAUCCAGGUUUAUUAAAAUAUGAAGAAGCUGUACGCACUCGAAAUUAUGAAAAAGAAGAAGGACAAGGCUUCGCAGUAGAAGGAGGUUUAAAAGAUAUUAAUACAAUGUUAAAUACUGGUGAUCAAGUUGGUGUUCCACUUCCAUUUUGUAGUACUAUGAGAGAACAAUUUGUCUCUGUACUUGGACAUGAUUUAAAAGAUAAAGAAUGGUCAGUUCUUGGUGACGCAGCAAGACUUAAUGCUGGAUUACCAAUGCCAUCUCAAAAAAAGAAAUAA